GCGCAGAUUGCGCCGCGAUCCUUGGCUCGGCCAGCAGCCUACGCCCAUUUCGCCUGCCGCUGGCGCUUCCGCUUCCGGUAGCCCCUGGCCGUGAGCGUCCGAGGCGCUAGCCAUGGCGAGGAGCCGGCUGGAGACCGUGGGGAGCGUUUUUUCGCGGACUCGGGACCUGAUUCGGGCUGGGGUGUUGAAUGAGAAGCCCCUCUGGUUUGACAUAUAUAAUGCCUUUCCCCCGCUGAGAGAGCCGGUGUUCCGAAGGCCCCGCUUGCGAUAUGGCAAAGCCAAAGCUGCCAUCCAGGACAUCUUGUACCCCGAGGAUCGGAUUAGAGCGAAAUUUUAUUCAGCCUAUGGAUCUGGUCAGAAAGCUUUUGAUCUGUUCAAUCCAAACUUCAAGUCUACCUGUCAACAGUUUGUGGAGAAGUACAUUGAGCUACAGAAACUUGGAGAAACAGAUGAAGAGAAGUUAUUUGCGGAAACAGGGAAGGCUUUAUUGGCAGCAGGUGUCAUUUUGAGAAGAGUAGGAGAAGCAAGGACUCAAAAGGAAGGUAGCCCUGUUUCCUGGGAAUCUGAACGUACGGGUGUCAAACCCCAAACGGUAUUGGAAAAAAACCAGCCUCUGCCGGAAGUUUCACAGGACCGGCGUUCGGAGACAUCUGAAGAACCGCCGAGAGACCUCUCACCUCCCUGAAGAACUUGUAUACCGUGUAUACUGACAGCCAAACUGUAUUCACUGGAUGAAUGUCGAACUGUUUUUAACAGUUGAACUGUGUAAAUGUUUCCCGAUCUCUAAGGCAUUAUGUUUGCCUUCUUUUCGUUCCUAUUUCUAGGUUGUCUUAAAGCUCAGUUUCAUGGUUUGAAUGAACUUUUAUGUGAGGACGGUAUUAAAUAAAGAAUUCCCUGGCUGCUUGUAAAGUAAA
Ailuropoda melanoleuca (giant panda) is the source of this 914-nucleotide messenger RNA. RefSeq names its product mitochondrial ribosomal protein S23 (gene MRPS23). Gene Ontology annotation, biological process: translation. NCBI's taxonomy places the organism in Eukaryota, Metazoa, Chordata, Mammalia, Carnivora, Ursidae. The transcript is spliced from 5 exons. Gene Ontology annotation, molecular function: structural constituent of ribosome. The coding region runs from base 113 to 685 and encodes 190 amino acids. Gene Ontology annotation, cellular component: mitochondrion; ribosome. The record is from RefSeq and is a predicted model, not a curated record.